UAAUUCUUCUAGCUUCAUUUUUACCUCGACCGAGAAUUAUUUUGACGUGUUGUCUACGAUUUUGUGACAUUUCAAGAUGGUUUGUGAAAAGUGCGAGAAGAAACUGGGGCGAGUCAUCACACCCGAUACAUGGAAAGAUGGAGCUAGAAACACAACAGAGAGCGGUGGUCGCAAGCUCAAUGAAAACAAAAUGCUGACAUCCAAAAAAGCGAGGUUUGAUCCGUAUGGGAAAUCUGGAUUUGCCACUUGCAGAAUAUGCAAAAGCUCAGUCCAUCAGUCUGGUUCACACUAUUGCCAGGGAUGUGCUUACAAAAAAGGAAUUUGUGCCAUGUGUGGGAAGAAGGUUAUUGACACUAAGAACUACAAACAGACCUCAGUUUGAAUGAUGAUACGUUGGAGAUGUUUGUGAAUGACCUCGUUGACUCUUCCUAUGUUGAGAAUGAUCAUUAAGUUCACAAGAGUUCAGUUUGCAGUAUUUUGUGGCAAACGGGCUGCAGAAUGAUUGCACUAGCUUAUGACUGUAUUUGUAUGAAAAUACGUCAGUGGUAUUUUUCUCCUUUUAGAGCAAUAUAUUGGCUUGUACUGUUUGGAUAAUGUAGAUGCCUUCUUAUUUGCUGGAGAACACUUUUUGUAAAUGCUCUCUAUUUCUCUUUUAUUUUAUUUUAAUGAUUGCAGUGGUUAGGCAAUUCAAAUAAACCAAUCCCUGACAAGUUAGAUUUUCUUCAUAAUGAUUUAUUGCAUUUCUUAUUCAUUUAUUUGGGAUUAUUUAGCCAUCACAGCAUACCAAAGUUUUUGAUUUUUAAAUGUUGCCAGUUCCCAUAAUUGGUCAAAAAAAGUGUUUAUUUUUCUUGCUGUAAGGCGUCUCCUCAAGUUCCUGGAAGGCCGCAGCUCUGCACAGUUGAGCUUUAACUCUAAUUAAACACAUCUGAUCAAA
Molecule: messenger RNA, 934 nt
Organism: Danio aesculapii
Lineage: Eukaryota; Metazoa; Chordata; Actinopteri; Cypriniformes; Danionidae
Gene: cript
Product: cysteine-rich PDZ-binding protein
Exons: 5
Coding region: 77-382 (101 amino acids)
Biological process (GO): cytoplasmic microtubule organization
Cellular component (GO): dendrite
Molecular function (GO): PDZ domain binding; microtubule binding
Source: RefSeq, a predicted model, not a curated record